GCUUGUAGGCAGUACGAAGUAGGAGGCUCCUAAAAGUAACAGCUAGCCUACCGGACACAUAACAAGGAACCUGCGUGUAAAUCCAGCGUUACAGCAAAAAUGAACACCGAUUCGAUUGUAAUAGUUUCUGCUGCAAGGACUCCUAUAGGCUCAUUCAAUGGAGCCCUUAGUAGUGUACCUCUCCAUGAUCUGGGGACAGUAGUCAUUAAAAAUGUGCUGAAGAGAGCCAAUGUAAAGCCAGAAGAGAUCUCAGAAGUCAUCAUGGGACAUGUCCUCACUGCAGGUCAUGGGCAGAACCCUGCCCGGCAGGCAAGUGUUGGAGCUGGUAUCCCAUAUUCUGUGCCAGCAUGGAGCUGUCAGAUGGUGUGUGGCUCUGGGAUGAAGUCUGUUUGUCUCGGGGUUCAGUCCAUCAUGACAGGAGAAUCCACUAUAGUGGUAGCAGGAGGCAUGGAGAGCAUGAGCCGGGCUCCUCACAUAUUGCAGAUGAGGUCAGGGGUUAAAAUGGGAGACGCUACUCUCCAGGACUCUAUAUUGGUUGAUGGACUCACAGAUGCCUUUCACAAUUACCACAUGGGUAUCACAGCUGAGAAUGUGGCCAAGCAGUGGGGUGUGUCCCGGGAAGCUCAGGACCAGUUUGCUGUAACCUCACAGAACAGAACUGAAGCAGCUCAGAAGGCUGGCUAUUUUGACCAGGAGAUUGUGCCCAUUACUGUUCCCUCCAGGAAAGGUCCUGUUGAGGUGAAAGUUGAUGAGUUUCCUCGGCAUGGUAGUAAUAUUGAUGCCAUGUCCAAGCUGAAACCCUAUUUUGUGAAGGACGAUUCUGGUACAGUGACACCUGGCAAUGCUUCUGGGAUAAAUGAUGGAGCUGCAGCUACUGUUCUCAUGAGCCAAUCAGAGGCCCAGAGGCGGGGAUUAAAACCAAUGGCACGGAUCACGUCCUGGGCUCAGGCAGGCCUUGACCCUUCAGUCAUGGGCACAGGGCCAAUUCCAGCUAUUAGGAAAGCUGUUGAGAAAGCAGGAUGGAAGCUGGAUGAGGUGGAUCUAUUCGAGAUAAAUGAAGCUUUUGCAGCUCAGUCUGUUGCAGUGGUGCAAGAACUCAACCUGAACCAUGAGAAGGUAAAUGUGUGUGGAGGGGCUAUCUCUCUUGGACAUCCUCUUGGUAUGUCUGGCUGCAGAGUGUUGGUGACCCUGCUCUAUGCACUUCAGAGGACAGGGGGACGGAAAGGGGUUGCUUCACUAUGUAUAGGUGGUGGAAUGGGGAUUGCAAUGUGUAUAGAAAGAGACUAAGGUUGGGCUACUGCUGAUGUAGACAUAUUUUACUGCACUGCGACAGGUGUUUAAAAAUGUAACAGGCUCUUAUAACACUAAAGAAAUUACAUACUCAAGUCGGAACUUGUAUUCACUGUAAAUAUAGGGAAGAGUAGUAUAACAAACCCAAAUUAUGCAAAGGACUUACAAAUGCACUUAUAUCAUGAAAUAAUUUCCUAUCAUAUCUUAUCUCAUAUACAGUGUAUCUGAUGUAUUUUUUGGGAAAAACACUAAUGUGUUCCCUUUAGACUUUAAUGAUUUUUGGUACGAAGAUGAUUUAUUGAAAGUCUUAAGACAUUCCUUUCCCUCUUGUUCAUUGUUGAUGGUUGCUGAGCUAAUUCUAUCUUUUAUUGGGAUUAAAUCUGUGCCUGCCUGCAUUUCAAUGAGAAUCUGAUUGGAUUAUAAACUGUUGUCUUUGUGUUCCAUCUGUUAAAGGUACACUCAGUCAUUUUUUUAAUUAUGUUGACGUGGCAUUGGCUUACACUGACACCUAGUGGCCUGGAUGCUCCAUCAUUCAACAGUGGUUUAAGAGUUACCAAUGCCAUUGUAGAAAUUCACUAUGCACAGUAAACCAGCAUUCAUUUAAUCCAUGAAUGAAAGUGUCCAAUAACAUGGCAGUUACUGAGAUUAAUUGAGUAAUAUUUAUCUGUUCAUGUGAUGCUAACAUGGCUGCCCCAUGAGGCACGCCUACUCCAUGUAGAAUAAAAGAGCUUUUAUCUGUUUACUUAUAUGACUGAACUCUUCAUAUCACAUGAGUGGGCAUGGUUUUAUACAUAUGUUUCAAAAUUACUAUUCAUUUCUUAUUCAAAACUUUUUUUAAUAAGGAAAAAAAUACUGAGUGAACCUUUGAAUUAAGAGAAUCUGGUUACAGCUAAAUGGAAUAUGACUUAGUAUUAAGAAUUGAACCUGUCUACUGUGCAAUAGAUAACUGCCUUAGAUAAUGACACAUGUGCCAAAAAGCUUAAUUAACCUCUAUCCUCUGCUUCCCAUAGACAGCCUUUAAAUACGAGUCCUGUUCUUUAAUACUAUCUCCCAAUUAUAAUUUAUACCUUAGGGGAAAAAGCUAUUUACAUAUUAAGACCGUACUGUAUUCCUGCUUAAUAAAGAAGUUAA
Messenger RNA from Xyrauchen texanus (razorback sucker), 2421 nucleotides. RefSeq names its product acetyl-CoA acetyltransferase 2 (gene acat2). The coding region runs from base 100 to 1287 and encodes 395 amino acids. The record is from RefSeq and is a predicted model, not a curated record. Gene Ontology annotation, molecular function: acetyl-CoA C-acetyltransferase activity. Gene Ontology annotation, biological process: fatty acid beta-oxidation. NCBI's taxonomy places the organism in Eukaryota, Metazoa, Chordata, Actinopteri, Cypriniformes, Catostomidae. The transcript has 9 exons.